Messenger RNA from Meloidogyne enterolobii, 649 nucleotides. NCBI's taxonomy places the organism in Eukaryota, Metazoa, Nematoda, Chromadorea, Rhabditida, Meloidogynidae. The record is from the annotation of a GenBank genome assembly.
UUCUUUCCCUUUUAUUUAUUAUUGUGUUUUUAAUUAAACAUUAUUGUGUUUCUGUAUUUUCUUUUGUUUUAAAAUGUAUUUUUACAAAUUUAUUUUUUAAUUGUGUAUUUUCAAGUUUGUAUUUUCUGUGUUUUUAGAUAACUGUAUUUCUAUUUCUUUCUUAACAAUUAUUAUUAUGUUCAUGUCUACGAAUCAGGCUAUUUACGGUCCAACUACCUAUGCUCAAUAUUUUGGGCCUAAACCACAACUUGUUCAUUGUCCAACCUGCAAUCAAAAUACAAAAACUAAACUUCAAUUUGUUGCUGGGUGGAAUUCUCAGUUGAAUUGUAUUGCGUCUUUGCUUAUUGGUUUUGUUGCUUGCACGUUCGGUAUUCUUUUUCUUUAUGUUCUUAUUGCUAAAGGUGGUGAUCCACUUAUACUCAUCUAUUUUGUUUUUUGUCUUAUUGUGGGGCCUCUUGCUUGUGCUUGCUCGUUAGCUCCAUUUUAUCAGGAUGUUUAUAAAGAUGCUAAACAUUAUUGUAGUGUUUGCAACAAUUAUUUGGGCAAAUAUGUACGAAACCCUCAAAGACCUAUAGUUAUACUGCCACCAGAAUCAUAUAAACAUAAAGUCUAUCAACCCAAGAAUAAUAAUUUAGUAGAGACUGUAUGA